AUGGCGAAGAAAGGCAAAAAGGCGAAAGCUGCUGCCGCUGCCGCUGCUGCCGCUACACAGCAGGUAGCCCCAAUUACUACAACCGCCGCCGAUAUUGAUCAACAGCUUCGUCGAAACAGAGAACUCUUCGACAAGACCCAUCCCGAAGCUGUGCAUGGCCUCGAAAAGAGCGGUUCAUCCUCGUUUUCUCUGCCUAGCUCACCUGUGAUUAAGGCUUCACCUAGCACUCAGCCCAGUCCUGCAUUGUCAGCGUCGGCGACGCAAGCUGCUGACGAGAACUUCAAGCCGCUAUCUUUGCCUCCACUGAAUAUCAGCGAAGUCCUCGUUCCGGGAAUUGUGCCGGACAUUGACUGGUCUGUAUUUGACGCGCAACCUAAUCGUGGUAAGAGGAGGGCGAAAGUAAAGGUAGUGGCACCCAGACUCGAAAAUUCUUCGCUAGAGCCAAGCUCCAGUGUUGAAACUGCUGAACCCGCGCAAUCUCAAUCUGAAGAGAAGCCUCAAGUGUUUGAGGAGAAUCCCGAGGCUCCUGAGGAGAAGCUAGAAGUUCCUGAGGAGAAACCUCAAUUCUUCGAGGAGAAUCCCGACGCUCGUGAGGAGAAGCUAGAAGUUCCUCAGGAGAAUCUAGAAGCUCCUGAGGAGAAAAGUUCCUGA
This is a messenger RNA of Verruconis gallopava, 651 nucleotides long. RefSeq lists its product as uncharacterized. NCBI's taxonomy places the organism in Eukaryota, Fungi, Ascomycota, Dothideomycetes, Venturiales, Sympoventuriaceae. Bases 1 to 651 code for a protein of 216 amino acids. The transcript has 3 exons. The record is from RefSeq and is a predicted model, not a curated record.